Gossypium raimondii (Peruvian cotton) is the source of this 1754-nucleotide messenger RNA. RefSeq names its product scopoletin glucosyltransferase. Lineage: Eukaryota; Viridiplantae; Streptophyta; Magnoliopsida; Malvales; Malvaceae. The coding region runs from base 141 to 1613 and encodes 490 amino acids. The transcript has a single exon. Gene Ontology annotation, molecular function: UDP-glycosyltransferase activity. The record is from RefSeq and is a predicted model, not a curated record.
AUUAAAAGAUUAAUUAUAUCUAUUUUCUCAUCAUGUAAGUGUUUAUAAGUAAGGAGUCCAGGUUAUGAAAAUUUUCUAUCAAAUGAGCUUUUCAUGUUUUCUCCCUCAAACCAGCCUCCUAAUUAUUCCCACGAGGCCAAAUGGACUCAAAACCAGAUCCCCUUCAUAUCUUGUUCUUUCCACACCUGGCUCAUGGACAUAUGAUCCCAACUAUAGAUAUGGCUAGAGUAUUUGCAAGGCAAGGAGUGAAAGCCACCAUUCUCACAACUCAUCUUAAUGCCUCUUUCUUCUCUAAAGUGAUUGAAAGGGACAGAAAGUUGGGAUUUGAGAUUGAUAUUGUGAUGAUAAAAUUCCCUUCCAUGGAGGCUGGCCUGCCUGAGGGGAUUGAGAAUAUAAGUUCCAUCACUUCACAAGAAAUGGGUUAUAAACUCUUCAAGGCUGUUAGAUUGCUUCAACAACCCCUUCAACAAGUACUUGAAGACUGCCACCCCAAUUGCCUGGUUGCAGAUGGAAUGUUUCCAUGGGCUACGGAAGUUGCAAGGAAGGUAGGGAUACCAAGGUUAGUUUUUUAUGGAACAAGCUAUCUCGCCUGUUGUGUUUUAGAUAGCUUCCUGCGUUAUGAGCCUCUGAAAAAUGUUACAUCAGAUGAUCAACUCUUUGAAGUUCCUGGAAUUCCAGACAAGAUCAUGAUGACAGGGCUGCAACAAGCAGCUGAGCUUAGAGACUCAAGAUCCAACAAUGAAACCACAGUUGUGUUGCAUAAACUUCUAGAAGCUGAGAUUACAAGCUCUGGGGUUAUCAUGAACAGUUUCCAAGAGCUUGAACCAGCUUAUGUACAACACUACAGGAAAACUUUGGGGAGGAAAACAUGGCACAUAGGCCCUUUAUCUCUCUGCAACAAUGACAUUGAGGAUAAAUUAGAGAGGGGAAAUGCAAAUGCUGUCUCUACCCAUAGAGUUGAAUGCUUAAGAUGGCUAGACACAAAGAAACCCAACUCAGUUUUAUACAUAUGUUUUGGAAGUGUAUCCUGGAUCUCACCUACUCAGCUUAAUGAGCUUGCUAAGGGGAUAGAAGCUUCUGGGGUGGAUUUCAUAUGGGUAGUGAGAAAGACCAAUAAAGAUGAAGAAGAAGAAGAAGAUAAAGAAGAGUGGUUGCCAAAAGGAUUUGAAGAAAGGAUGAAAGGGAAAGGUUUGAUUAUAAGGGGAUGGGCACAUCAACUGUUGAUUCUUGAUCAUGAAGCUAUAGGAGGGUUUAUGACUCACUGUGGGUGGAACUCAAUACUGGAGAGUAUCACCGCUGGAGUGCCAAUGGUUACUUGGCCACUCAGUAAUGAACAGUUCAGCAAUGAAAAGCUUGUGACAGAUAUAGUAAGAGUAGGGGUUGGAGUUGGAGCACAAGAAUGCUCUAAAUGGAUGGAAGGCAAGAAAUUGUUGGUGACAAAAGAAAAUAUAACCAGCGCAAUAUCUCAGCUGAUGGUUGGUGAAGAAGCUAAUGACAUGAGGAACAGAGCCAGUGCAUUGAAAUGGAUGGCAAAGAGAGCUGUUGAAGAAGGUGGAUCAUCUCACUCUGAUUUGAAGGCUUUGUUAGAUGGAUUGAGAUUGAACAGCAUUUAGGGAGAUCAAUAAGUUAAGUACUCAGAAUAAAGCUCUAGAUCAAUUUCAAAUGUAAUAGAAAUUCAUAUAAUUAGUGAAUGCAAUGGAAAAAAUCCAAACUUUAAUAUUCCAGCAAUAAAAUACACAUUCGAAAACAAAAUA